AUGUCAAACGCUUCUGACCCAUUUUCAAUUUUAAAUAAAAACCGGGGUGAUUUAAGGAUGCCUUAAAUAUAAAAAAAACAGGAAAUAAAAGUAUACCGUAAAGGAAAAAUACCCGAAAACAUAAAUGAAUAUGGAUAAAAUGUAUCAGAAGAUGAAGAUGAUAUUUUUCCAGAAGCAAAAUCAUUUUCUUCUUUAAAUAGUGAAAAAAUAAAUAAUAGAUUAUAAUAAAUAGAAAGUUUAAUAUAAGAAGAAGAAAAUGAAGGUUAAAAAAUAGAAACUGUUCAAAAAGCAAUUUAGAGAAGAAGACAAGUUUAAUAAUCGUAAAUUAUUUAGGAAAAUCCUGAAUUUAAAAAACCAAUGGAAAGAAAAAAUAUUUAAAAUUAAGAAUAGGAAGUCAAAAUUACAAACAGAGCAUAAUUAAGGGCAAAGCUUCUAGAAUAAUAAAAAUAAAAUGAAAAAAUAGAAGAAAAAAUUUAACCGAAAGAAGAAUCUUCCUAAAGUGAAGAAUAAGAAGAUGAAAAUUCAGAAGAAGAAGAUGAUGAAGAAGAAGAUAAAGAUGAAGAUGAAGAUGAAAAUGAGAAAAAAGUAAUGAUGAAACCUGUAUAUAUACCUAAAAAUGAAAGAAAAUAAAACAAUUAAAUUAUAGAAGAAGAACUUGCAUUAUAAAAAGAAAAAGAGAAAAUUCACGAAAUGAAAAAAAAUGAAACUAAAUAAUUAGUUAUUGAAGCAAUAAGAAAAGAUGAGUAAAAUGAUGAUAAUAACAAUGAUAAUAAAAGUUUAAUUGGAAUAGAAUUACCAAAUGAUAAUGAUAAUAUUAAUCCGUCAUAUGAAUAUGAAUAAUGGAAAAUAAGAGAAUUGAAAAGAAUUAGAAAAACAAGGGAAGAUUAAAAAAAAGAAAGAAGAUGA
Molecule: messenger RNA, 906 nt
Organism: Ichthyophthirius multifiliis
Lineage: Eukaryota; Ciliophora; Oligohymenophorea; Hymenostomatida
Exons: 1
Biological process (GO): mRNA splicing, via spliceosome
Cellular component (GO): U2-type spliceosomal complex
Molecular function (GO): RNA binding
Source: RefSeq, a predicted model, not a curated record